AUGUCAACCAGCGUGAGCGGCGUCAAUCUGAACCUCUACGUUCUCUUCGUCAUCACCUCUUUGCUUUCGACAACAUAUGCCUUUGACCUUUCCACCACAAGUCAAAAAGCUCAUCUGAUUGCGAAGCAGCACGACGAGGCAUCCCUGGUUCCGGAGCGGAGCGAGGACAUGGCUCUUUCGAUUAUGCACCCCAAACCAGACCGCCAGAUGUCCGAAAGCGAACAUGUGCUGACAUUUCCGGGGUAG
Sparassis crispa is the source of this 246-nucleotide messenger RNA. RefSeq lists its product as hypothetical. Bases 1 to 246 code for a protein of 81 amino acids. The record is from RefSeq and is a predicted model, not a curated record. The transcript has a single exon. NCBI's taxonomy places the organism in Eukaryota, Fungi, Basidiomycota, Agaricomycetes, Polyporales, Sparassidaceae.